AUGGCCAACAAUACUGACCUAGCUGUUGUUAUUCGCCUCUUGGCAGAGAAAUUAACUCAGGAGAGGGAUGAGCGUCCUGAGACGGCUGGGGAAAUGUUUGAAAGACUAGCGAAAGUUAAGCCACCCUACUAUAACGGGCAAGCUGAUCCGACCUUUUUAGAGAAUUGGAUUAGGGAAUGCAAGAAGUUAUUUGAGGUUGUUAACUACCCUGGUAAUAUGAGAGUAGGUCAGGCUGUAUUGUUCCUGAAGGAUGAAGGUGACCUAUGGUGGAGGGAAAAUGGGGCUAGGCCAAGUGGUGUUGAAGGAUUCAAUUGGGAUGCAAAUGUGAUUGCUCUGAGAGGGAAGUUUUGUCAUGCCUUUAUGAGGAAACAGAAAGCCCAAGAAUUCAUUAAUCUGUGGAUGGGUAGCAUGACAAUUUUCGAGUACUACGACAAAUUCAUAGCCAUGUCUAGGUUUGCACCGAAAGUUGUAGCCACUGAGGAGCUUAAGGCCUAG
Molecule: messenger RNA, 495 nt
Organism: Beta vulgaris subsp. vulgaris (sugar beet)
Lineage: Eukaryota; Viridiplantae; Streptophyta; Magnoliopsida; Caryophyllales; Amaranthaceae
Exons: 1
Coding region: 1-495 (164 amino acids)
Source: RefSeq, a predicted model, not a curated record